Oppiella nova is the source of this 1401-nucleotide messenger RNA. The record is from the annotation of a GenBank genome assembly. NCBI's taxonomy places the organism in Eukaryota, Metazoa, Arthropoda, Arachnida, Sarcoptiformes, Oppiidae.
AUGGCUGGCACUGGCAUUGAGGGCACAACUGCCCCCACUAUGCCGUCAUUUAUGGCACUAAUGCUGUCCUCUCUCUGCACUUCUGUGUCCAGCGAUUGGUUCAAACAAUUUGAGCACAAAUUACGUGCAAAUCAUUGUGACGAAUGGACACAAACACCACAACCAUGUGCACCCAUUCGUGACCAUCGAGUGAUUGUGUCCAGCGGUAAGCCAUCGAGGAGUGCAGUGAUGUCUGGAGCGAGGGAUGUGGUGUCGAGUCAGGAGACAAUUCUGGAGCAAUACUUCACUCUGAAUGCAGUGUUUCUUUGGGACAAAGCGAAGGAAAUGGUGGAGAAGGAGAGGGACUCUCAUCGCCACCAACAGAACCAGUCGUCGAUCAUGUCGUCGAUGAUGACGGCUUUGGCGCAGUUGUCUUUGGCCGACAAGAACUACAUUCACCUGCACUUCUUGGCGCCCAAAGGCUUCCUCCGCAAAGACGUAGUGAAAGGAAUGUACGAAACCCUCAGAAGUGAGUUCGAGAGACUGCACGACAGGGGGAACACCUGCGCGUCCACUGAGCCCAGGCAGGCGAGCACUACCCCAUCCACGCCCAUCACCACAGCUGCUGUCCCCGCAAACAUACCGUCGGCCACGUCUUCCAGUUCUUCGAGCAUACUAUCCAUAGCCGUGUCGUUGUCUUCGGCGUUGAUGUCGACGACGAGCGCGAACUCCCAAUCGGUGCCCAACUCUCCCAUCAAAGCCACUCUGGAAGUGUUGGAUCGAUUGGCGGCACAUAUUUGCGGACAACUCUUGUGGUACGUGAGGGCUCGCAUCGAAAUGAUGGACAUCUAUGAGAAGAUAACUAUUGUCUCGAAUCAAAAAGCUGUCAAACAAAUCAAAUGUUCAAUCGCAAACAAAACUCAGUUCUUGGGCUCAAAUGUCUCUGAAUCGAGAGGCAGCACAGCGUCGGAACUCCAUUCUCAGGACAACAGUCUCUCCGCCGCCUCUCUACCAAUGGAUGUGUCGACUCAAGUUUCAAACAGUUGUUCCAAUGAUAUGAAGACUGUUUGUAGCAAACAGUCCAUUGAUUACAUCCAGAAAGUGAUCACUUUUCAGCGCAAAACUGACGCACAGUUUGUGGCCCUUCUGUUUGAUACUCACGGCUUAGAGGAUUACAAAGGGUUUGGAUAUCAUUCACCGUAUAAGAGCUUCGAGAGUCCCAAAGGGAUUGAUUCCAUACCUAUUAUAUAUAGUUAUCCCUUAGAAGUGCCAAAAAGUCAUUUACCCACUCUUAUAAUGAUUAUGAAUAACAAAUCAAAAGAACUGAAUACCAGUGACUCAUUGGUUCCACUAUUUGAUUCCCAAUUGAAUUGCACUUAUUUUUUGAUACGUCCCGACCCGAGGAUUACUCUCAAACACUAG